Messenger RNA from Temnothorax curvispinosus, 992 nucleotides. Its product is annotated as ribonuclease P protein subunit p38-like. Gene Ontology annotation, cellular component: nucleolar ribonuclease P complex; fibrillar center; ribonuclease MRP complex. The annotation marks the transcript as partial. Lineage: Eukaryota; Metazoa; Arthropoda; Insecta; Hymenoptera; Formicidae. Gene Ontology annotation, molecular function: ribonuclease P RNA binding; ribonuclease P activity. The record is from RefSeq and is a predicted model, not a curated record. Gene Ontology annotation, biological process: tRNA 5'-leader removal. The transcript is spliced from 4 exons.
UUCUAACGGAUGUUAGUUAAAACUUAAGAUAAAAACUAAUAUUUAAUUUAUAACUAAGAAAAUGCAAAGUCCAAAAUGCAUUUAAUCGCAAUGACAUUCGGUACAAGCAGGACAGCAUUUAAAAAUAUUGCUUAUAUAUUAAAUCUUUUUGUCGAUACUAGUACCAGAUUAAAUAAAAUAAAAUUGCGCAUUAUCAGAUGAAACCGUGUAAAUUUGCAGAUAUAGCACGGACGCGCACCAAAAUGAUGUUUUAUCGGCAGUGUCGGAAAAUGAACGUAGUACUAAUUUCGAAAAUGGAUGUACUGGCGCUAGUGUACAGGGGCUUUCGACCGUCGACGGUCCCAAGACUCCCACGAGGCACGAAAAAGACCGGGAUGGCCAGUUUACUCUACUUAACCUGUGUACAUAUAUUUCAGCAUUUUUAGGAAUAUUAACGAGUGUAUAAUUAUAUUAACAUGACUACGCCAGUAUUAACAAAGAAGCAGCAGAGGCACAGCUUGUCAGCUAAAAAAGGGCCUGUCAAGGGCUUACGGAACAUCUUGGCACAGCCUAAUUCGAACUUCUGGCCAGUCAUCAAUGUAAAUCAGUAUACGGAGUUGACGAAGAACUUAAAUACGAUAUUACCGUCAAUCAAACAGACUAGUAAUAGAAUUUCUAAACAUGUGCUUAAAAAUCUGUCAAAAGAAGAUCGUACGUUAGCUAGGAGAGAAAUGUUAGAAGCGGCAUCUCCAAAGCCUGAUAUAUUGAAAUUUAUGAUUAUGGGUAUCAAUGUAGUUACUCGAGCCUUAGAGAAGGACAAUGUAUGUUGCGUCUUAUUAGACGCUAAUGUUGAACCGCCUCUAAUAAUAAAACAUAUUGUUACUAUGGCGGUGAACAAGAAAAUACCUGUUCUUCUACUACCGAUUCUGAAAAUAGUCACAUUAGAAAAAAUGGGAUUUACCGCAGCAGCUUUUGCUUUAAAGGUAGCGUAUAAAUAUUUUAUCACUUUAAAG